UACAACUUGGCUGGUCUUGUCAAACAAUGCUCCGACUUUCUUCAAAACAACAUUGAUGAGAACAAUGUUUGUCAGAUAAUUGAGCAUGCCAUCUUUUAUCAGAUGAAUCCUCUACAAGAGAGAUGCCUUUCAUUCAUCAUGGAUAAUGCAUCAAAGGGUCCUUUCUGCUCCAGGUUUUAUAGAACUAUCGCACGCAACAUUGUUGAAUAUUCUCAAACGAGACGAAUUAGCAAGCGAAGAAAUUGAUUUAUUUAAAGCAGCAAUGAAAUGGGCGGAACACAAUUGUGGUGAUUCUAAAUCUGGACAAAAUAUGCGCGAUCAACUUGGGGAAGCUCUGUUCGAGAUCAGGUUUCCGAAUAUACCAAUAGAAGAUUUUGCGCGAGUUGUUACUCCAUCUGGAAUACUUACCAACGAAGAGCUAGUGACGCUGUAUCAAUUUAACGCAACAAAAGGGUCGACACCUUUGGGGAAAUUCAGACAAGGGGAAAGACCGGGAGCACCAAUUACUGUCAAUCUCGGGCGGUACAUGUAUGAUCUGCAACGAAUGUGUAGGAGCUCAGGUUGUUACUUAAAUAUACAAGGUUAUAACAAUCGUUCUAGACAAAAUCAAUUAUUUUCUAAUCAAUUUCAAGUUAAACCAAUCGGUAAAUCCGUAAAAUUAAAGGCUGUCACUGGUACGUUUGUUGGAAAGAUAACAGGGAUUGCCACCAAUGGUAUACAAAGAGCUGAUUACAAAACUAAUGGACAUGAACUUUUCUUUGAUAAUCCGAUCGACAUAUCUGACAAUAUCAGUUUACAGUUUUAUUUAAGCAACGAAAAUAUGAUCAAUACACUCAAGCAACCAAACCAUUCCACAUUUAAUUUAAACAUACAGGAAAACGUGAAAGGACAAGAUAUAACAAUAACCGCCAUUCCUAAGGGCUUAGAAACAAUCACCUUCGUUUGAAUGUAAAAGAUUGCUAGUUCUACAUACCUGUAUAAUUUUUAAGGAACAAAACAUGGUGUAAAUAUUGAAUGCACAUUUGAUUUGAAGAUUUUGCACAUCAACAAAAUUGGCUUGAAAUUAUGAACAGUGACAAGCAAGAAAUUAAAGGUUUUUCUCAUGCAAAGUUUCGUAAAAACAUACAUCCUAGUAUAUAUUUAUAAAUGUGGGAGUUUGUUGUUGUCAAUUGUUAGAAGAAAUUGAUGUAAAUUGCUAGUCAUUGAAUAUAUAAUAUAUAAAAUAUAUAUUUAAAAGAACGGGAAAGACCUACUGUCUGC
Molecule: messenger RNA, 1260 nt
Organism: Ruditapes philippinarum (Manila clam)
Lineage: Eukaryota; Metazoa; Mollusca; Bivalvia; Venerida; Veneridae
Exons: 1
Coding region: 146-946 (266 amino acids)
Source: RefSeq, a predicted model, not a curated record